Molecule: messenger RNA, 2964 nt
Organism: Penicillium taxi
Lineage: Eukaryota; Fungi; Ascomycota; Eurotiomycetes; Eurotiales; Aspergillaceae
Product: glycoside hydrolase family 31 protein
Exons: 4
Coding region: 1-2964 (987 amino acids)
Biological process (GO): carbohydrate metabolic process
Molecular function (GO): carbohydrate binding; hydrolase activity, hydrolyzing O-glycosyl compounds
Source: RefSeq, a predicted model, not a curated record
AUGGUUAGUUUUGCUGAACUUCUAGUCGGUAGUUGUGUGCUUUCGGCUAUACAUGCUACAUCUAUACUCAGUCCAAGUGUAGUUGAGACUGGAGCAUAUUCUCAGUACACCAUUCCUGCCUCUGCGGACUUUGGUGCGAAUCUGAUUGCGAAUAUUGAUGAUCCACAUGCCGUCAAUGCACAGCUGGCUUGUCCUGGGUAUAAAGCGGGGAAUUUGAAGUAUACAUCGAAGGGAGUGACGGCUACGCUAAAGUUGGCGGGUGAGCCGUGCAAUGCGUAUGGGACAGAUGUCGAUCAGCUAGAUUUCUCAGUCGAAUACCUUGCUUUCGACAGACUACAUAUUCACAUUACUCCGAGCCACGUCGAUUCUUCAAACGCUUCUUGGUUCGAGCUUUCGGAGAAUCUCGUCCCUAGACCAAAGGCCGACGAGCCUUCGAAUCUUCCAAACGAUCUCGAGAUUCAAGUGACGAAUGAGCCCACUUUCGGCUUCAAGAUUAUUCGGAGAUCCGUUCAGGAUGUUAUUUUCGAGACUACGGGUACUGUUUUGGUCUUUGAGAAUCAGUUUAUCGAAUUCGUCACUGCUUUGCCGAGUGGUUAUAACCUGUACGGUCUUGGCGAACACAUUCAGCAGUUCCGUCUACUGGAUAACCUGACUUUGACUAUCUAUGCUUCGGACAUUAGCGUUCCCAUAGACAGCAAUGUCUAUGGAUCUCAUCCGUUCUAUCUGGAUACUCGCUACUACGAAGUUGGCAAGAACGGCUCCCAUACUCACGUUGCGAGUGACGGGAUUGAUCAGUCUAAAGACUACGUCGGCUACUCCCACGGCGUAUUCUUGAGAAAUGCCCAUGGCCAGGAAAUAAUCACUAAUCCCCGGAAUCUCACGUGGCGUACUCUCGGUGGUAGUUUUGAUUUGACCUUCUACUCCGGCCCAUCACAAGCUGAAGUUACCAAAAACUAUCAAGUCAGCACUAUCGGCCUACCUGCCAUGCAGCAGUAUUUCACAUUUGGAUACCAUCAGUGCCGAUGGGGCUAUGAGAAUUGGUCCGUAUUGGAAGAUGUCGUGAACAAUUUUGAAAGAUUUGAAAUUCCCUUGGAGAGUAUUUGGAACGAUAUUGAUUACAUGCAUGGUUAUCGCAAUUUCGACAAUGAUCAGAAUCGCUUUCCUUACAGUGGUGCCAAGGACUUCUUGAAUAAGCUACACAAUAGUGGCCGUCACUACAUUCCUAUCGUGGACUCAGCUCUUUAUAUACCGAACCCUCAUAAUGAAUCCGAUGUCUAUGCAACAUAUAGCCGUGGUGCCUAUGAUGAUAUUUUCCUAAAAAACCCAGAUGGGACUGUCUACAUUGGCGCUGUAUGGCCAGGCUAUACCGUGUUUACAGACUGGCACAACCCCAAAGCGAGUGACUUCUGGGCCAAUGAGCUCGUCACCUGGCACCAGAAUGUAGCCUUUGACGGCAUCUGGAUCGACAUGAGUGAAGUUUCAUCCUUUUGCGUUGGCAGCUGUGGAAGCAAAAACCUAAGCUUGAACCCAGUCCACCCUGGCUUCUUGCUUCCUGGAGAACCCAAUAAUAUUAUCUAUGACUAUCCGGAGUGGUUCGAAGUGAGCAACGUGACCGAGGCAGCUUCUGCAUCGGCGGGUUCAUCCAGCCAAGCUGCUACUACCAGUACCGAAGAAGUUGCAUCAGCAAGCACGUCUUACUUACAUACUACUCCCACCCCGGGGCUGCGCGAUAUCAACUAUCCUCCGUAUGUGAUAAAUCACGACCAAGAUGGCCACGACCUCAGCGUCCACGCCGUUUCUCCCAAUGCCACGCACUCAGACGGAAUUCAAGAAUACGACGUGCACAACCUCUACGGCCACCAAGUCCUCAACGCAACAUAUCGCGGUCUGCGCCAGAUCUUCCCUGAGAAACGCCCGUUCAUAAUUGGCCGCUCGACAUUCGCAGGGUCUGGCAAAUGGGCUGGUCACUGGGGCGGCGACAACGCUUCAAAAUGGGCAUACAUGUUCUUCUCCAUCCCACAAGCGCUGUCAUUCUCGCUAUUCGGCAUUCCAAUGUUCGGCGUCGACACCUGCGGCUUCAAUGGAAAUACAGACGAAGAGCUCUGUAACCGCUGGAUGCAGCUAUCAGCCUUCUUCCCCUUCUACCGAAAUCACAAUACUCUCUCGACCAUCAGCCAAGAGCCGUACCAAUGGGCUUCUGUCAUAGACGCGUCAAAAACAGCAAUGGGCAUCCGCUACGCGCUUCUGCCUUAUUUCUACACCCUCUUCUAUUUAGCACACACAACCGGGUCAACAGUCAUGCGUGCUCUGGCCUGGGAAUUCCCCAAUGACCCUUCCCUCGCAGCUAUAGACACCCAAUUUAUCCUCGGCUCGUCGAUAAUGGUAAUCCCCGUCCUAACGCCGCAAACCGACACAGUCAGGGGUAUUUUCCCCGGCUUGAACGACGGUGCUGUCUGGUACGACUGGUACAAUCAGACUAUAGUUCCCGCAAAACCAGGUGUCAAUACUACCAUCUCUGCACCGCUGGGUCAUAUCCCCGUCUUCGUGCGCGGGGGUAGUAUCCUCCCCAUGCAACAACCAGCUCUUACAACCCGCGCUGCCAGAAAUUCUCCCUGGUCUCUGCUCGUCGCACUGGACGGAAGCGGUUCUGCGGACGGUGAGUUGUACCUUGAUGAUGGGGAGAGUCUUUCCCCUAAUGCUACAUUGAAAGUCUUGUUUACGGCUACUGGCUCUACUAUUAGUGCUUUGGCUAGCGGGGACUGGGUGGAGACUAACUCUUUAGGUAAUGUCACUGUUCUAGGUGUGGAUUUGGAUGCGGUGCCAGAUUCCGUGACUUUUAAUGGGAAGAGUGUUCCGGUUUCUGGAGUGAGUUAUAAUUCUACUGCGAGGGUUCUGAGUGUUGGUGGCUUGAAGGAUUUGACUCCUUAUGGGGCUUGGGAGAAGAAUUGGAUUUUGAAGUGGUAG